Messenger RNA from Necator americanus (New World hookworm), 390 nucleotides. RefSeq lists its product as uncharacterized. The record is from RefSeq and is a predicted model, not a curated record. Lineage: Eukaryota; Metazoa; Nematoda; Chromadorea; Rhabditida; Ancylostomatidae. The transcript has a single exon. Bases 1 to 390 code for a protein of 129 amino acids.
AUGACGAUCUGUACUUACAACGCACGCACGCUUGCAUCGGAAGCGGCCAUCGAAAAUCUGAUCAUGCAAACCAAGAAGAUCAAGUACAACGUCAUCGGACUGACCGAGACGAGACGACAUCACCCUCUCAACGCCGUAUAUGAAACUGGAGAAGAACUGUUCUUAGGAACAUGCGACAGUAGAGGUGUUGGUGGAGUUGGCGUCCUCGUCAACACGAGAACGGCAAAGAACAUCGACUCUUUCGAACAACUUACGACCCGAAUCGGACGUCUGCGGAUGAGAAGAUGUGGUCCAACACCAGCUUUGACUAUCUUCGUCGCUUACGCUCCAACAUCAAGCUACGAAGAAGAAGUCGAAGCUUUCUAUAUGGACCUGGAGAAGUUCUACUGA